Molecule: messenger RNA, 2993 nt
Organism: Gadus macrocephalus (Pacific cod)
Lineage: Eukaryota; Metazoa; Chordata; Actinopteri; Gadiformes; Gadidae
Product: protein zyg-11 homolog
Exons: 13
Coding region: 1-2319 (772 amino acids)
Cellular component (GO): Cul2-RING ubiquitin ligase complex
Source: RefSeq, a predicted model, not a curated record
AUGUUCCAGGAUGCCCCGGUCCCGGUCAUGUCUCUGUGUGACCUGUGCCUGUCCCGUGUGUGCUGGAGCCUGGACCAGCUGUGUGACAGCAGGGCCGACGGCUCCCUGCGGCUCCGCCGGGCCCCCAGCCUGCCCACAGAGACCGCCGACCAGCUGCUGCACAAGAUGACGGUCGAGGGCCUCCUCAAUGACAGAACCGUGGCCAUAUUCCGCGACAGCAAAGCCUUCCGUCUCCGCAGAGCGUUCAUCAGGGGCGGCCCCGUCUCCCCAGGGGCCUUUCGCCUGGCCCUCUGCCCCCACCGCCUCCAGGACCUCGACGCCUCCCGCCUCGCCGAGGGCCACGCCAGCGGGGCCGAGGUUCUCGCCGCCCUCCUCACCAACCCAGAGCUCACGUCCAGCCUGCAGAGGCUGUCUCUGGCCGGGCUGCAGCUGGGCUGGGACCCCCUGGGUCCGGACGGAGGCCCCUCGGUCCGGGCUGUGGGGGGCUUCAGCUCCCUGCGGGCCCUGCGGACACUUAACCUGGCGGACACGGGCCUGACGGACGCCGCGCUGGAGGAGGUCUGCUCGCUGCCCCUGCUGGAGAGCCUGGACCUCUCCCGCGGCGCCGUCACCAGCCUGGCGCCGCUGCUUGGGUGCCGGGCCACCCUGAGGUCCCUGAGCACCCACGGGCUGCAUGGGCUGCGCAGGCGGCCGGUUGUCAUGCCGACCGCCCCCGGUGUCCCCUCUGUGCUGAUCCGGCUCAGCCAGCUGAGGCAUCUGGAUCUCUCUGACGACCGUUUUGCCGCCAACGCCGUCCCAUGCGACUCAAGCGAGGUGGAUGAGGUGGUGCAGCGGCUCCUGGAGGGGGCCCCUGAUAAGGAAGGGGCCCCUGAUGAGGAGGGGCUCAUCCUCCCGGCGCUGGUCUCCCUGGACGUGUCCGGAAGGAAGGCUGUCACUGAGCGGGCGGUCCGGGCGUUUGUGAAGGCCCGGCCCAGCCUGGUGUUCCUCGGCCUCCUGGCCACCGGGGGCAGCGCCUGCGAGGUUCUGACCUCACGGGAGAACCUGAAGGUGACCGGGGAUGCUAAUGAGACUCAGGUGUGUGAGGCGUUGAGGAGGUACAAAGAGAGGGAGUGCUUUCUUCACGAGGCUCUCGUCCUUCUCUACAACCUCACCGUCGACCUCAGCACGCCGCGUCAGGACCUCCUCCAGCUGGUGCUGGCGGGGAUGAGGAGCCACCCCUCCUCGCUGCAGGUGCAGCUGGUGGCGUCUGCGUGCGUCUUCAGCCUCACCACCCAGGACCUGGCCGAGGCCAUGCCCCCGCGCCUGCUCGCGGCUGCAGUCGACCAGCUGCUGCUGUCCAUGCAGAGCUUCCCCAGUCACGCACAGGUUCAAAAGAACUGUAUCCUGGCUCUCUGCAGUGACUACAUCCUCCUGGAGAUCUCCUUUAACAGGUAUUUGGCCACCAAGCUGGUAAUGACCUGGCUCAGUAGCCAUGACGACCCCACCCUGCAGAAGAUGGCCGUCGCAAUAAUUUCCGUCCUGGUUGCCGAGCUAUCCACAGAGGAAACUACACAGCUGGGCACAGAUGUUUCCAUUAUCAGGCAACUGCUGGGCGUCGUGCAGCAGCGGGCCUCCCUGGGCGUGGUGGACAACACUCUGAGGUUCGCCCUGAGUGCUCUGUGGAACCUGACGGACGGCAGCCCCGCGGCGGGCCGACACUUCGUCCAGUGCCAGGGCCUGGAGCUGUACGUGGAGGUGCUGGAGUCCUACUGCUCCGAGCCCUCGGUCCAGCAGAAGGUCCUGGGCCUGCUGAACAACCUGGCUGAGGUGGAGGAGCUGCAGGGGGACCUGAUGGAGGAGGACCUGCUGGACUACGUCCUCAGUGUGCUGGGGGACCCCCGGGUGGGGGUGGAGGUCAGGUACUUUGCUGGUGGCUUCCUCGCCCAGCUCUCCUCCAGACCCAAGGCCUGGACCCUCCGUCAGGAGCUGCUGGAGACCAUUCACCAACAGCUGCAUCUCGCGGUCAUGACCUGGAGCCCAGCCGAGAGAGAGAUGGUCUCCUACAGGUGCUUCACUCCCUUCCUGCCUCUCCUCCAGACCUCCCAGCCAGCCGGGGUGCAGCUGUGGGCUGCCUGGGCCGUGCAUCUGGUCUGCAGUCACAACGCCCCUCACUACAGCCCCAUGCUCCAGCAGGAGGGGGUGGUGCUGCUCCUGGAGGCCCUGGCUCUCCACCCAGGGACCCACGCUGACGUCCAGGCCCUGGCCCGGCUCACCCUGCACCUCGUAGGGGCCCGGCAGCAGGCCAAGAGGGCCCCUACCGGCCCUCCACACAAAGAGUGACGGGAAACCCCUCUUCAGCGCUAUGCUCCCUCGGCCCUUCUGGAGACUGAAGAGUCGCUAAUGACGGCUCGAGAGGUAUUUAACUCAUUACCCAACACACGUGUUCCUGUCGUUACAACAACAUGUUGAUAACUGAAAUCAAUAUGGGAAAUGUGUUGGACAUGAAGCAGCAACAUGUAGCUGUACUCAGUAUUGGACAUGCUGAAGACCUGGUGGUGGCAGUUCAGCCUCUGCUUCAAAUGGGGUGGUGAUCUGCACCAGUAAAUGCAGAAGUUACAAAUGUCAUCCAAACUGCGGUAUGACAUCAUCUCUGGCAUGGAGCAGCGGCAGCACUUACAGAGCCAGCCAUCCUGUUGCUUCAGAGGAAAUUCAAACCCCAAUUAUUAUUUUUUUAUGUGUUUUGGGGCGAAGUUUUAGGAAGGAGGGGGGCUUGUUAUGGUCAAGAUCUACGCCCACCUUUUGAUAUUUUUUUAGUACCAUCGUUGUGUAACUUUUAUGAGCGUUAUGUUAAGCUGUUGUGUUUGAAAUCAGCCACGCACCAGAGGUAUACUAUAGGGGCUAGCAUGGGCUUAAGCUCCCCUGAAAUGGGAUUUGUAGUAUUUGACACUUAGUUUGCACUAUUUAGAACAAAGUGUUGUUCAAAUAAAUAUGUCCAUGUUUGUGACUGACCCAAA